This is a messenger RNA of [Torrubiella] hemipterigena, 2022 nucleotides long. NCBI's taxonomy places the organism in Eukaryota, Fungi, Ascomycota, Sordariomycetes, Hypocreales, Clavicipitaceae. The record is from the annotation of a GenBank genome assembly.
AUGGAGUCGUCAAGAGGCCCGCCGCGGGUCAAAAACAAGGCCGCUGCGCCCGUGCAAAUCUCUGCCGAACAGCUGCUUCGCGAAGCCGUCGACCGCCACGAAGACACGCUCAAGGCGCCCACGCAGCGAUUUGCCGAUCUCGAGGAGCUGCACGAGCACCAGGGCCGCAAGCGCAAAGAGUUUGAGGAUUACGUGCGCCGCAACCGAGUCAGCCUGAGCAACUGGACACGCUAUGCGCAAUGGGAGCUGGAACAAAAGGAGUUUGCCCGCGCACGGUCCGUCUUUGAGCGCGCGCUGGAUGUGCAUCCCAAUUCCGUGCAGCUCUGGAUCCAGUACAUCGAGGCCGAGAUGAAGUCGCGCAACAUCAACCACGCCCGCAACCUGCUCGACCGUGCCGUCACGCGCCAGCCCCGAGUCGACAAGCUGUGGUACAAGUACGUCUACAUGGAGGAGAUGCUGGGCAACAUCCCCGGCACACGGCAGGUCUUUGACCGCUGGAUGAGCUGGCAGCCCGACGAGGCCGCGUGGAGUGCAUACAUUAAGCUGGAGAAGCGCUAUGGCGAGUACGAGCGCGCCCGCGAAAUCUUCCGCGCCUUCACCAUGAUCCAUGCGGAGCCGCGCAACUGGAUCAAAUGGGCCAAGUUUGAGGAGGAGUUUGGCACAAGCGAUCUUGUCCGCGAAGUGUUUGGUCUGGCCAUUGAGGCGCUGGGCGAUGAGUUUGUCGACGAGCGCCUCUUCAUCGCCUAUGCGCGGUUCGAGGCCAAACUGAAAGAAUACGAGCGAGCCCGCGCCAUCUACAAGUAUGCGCUGGACCGUCUGGCGCGGUCGAAAUCGAUGGCCCUGCACAAGGCCUACACGACAUUCGAAAAGCAGUUUGGCGACAAGGACGGCGUCGAGGACGUUGUCCUGUCCAAGCGCCGCGUGCACUACGAGGAGCUGGUGCGCGAGAACCCACACAACUACGACGCCUGGUUCGACUUUGCAUCGCUCGAAGAAUCGGCCGGCGACCACGAGCGCACCCGCGACAUCUACGAGCGAGCCGUGGCCCAGCUGCCGCCGACACAAGAGAAGCGCCACUGGCGGCGGUACAUCUACCUCUGGGUCUUCUACGCCGUAUGGGAAGAGAUGGAAGGCAAGGACAUUGACCGCGCGCGCGCCAUCUAUACCACAUGCCUGAACCUCAUCCCACACAAGAAAUUCACAUUUGCCAAGAUCUGGCUGCUCGCCGCGCAAUUCGAGAUCCGCAACGGCCAACUCACCACCGCGCGCAAACUCCUCGGCCGCGCCCUCGGCAUGUGCCCCAAAGACCGCCUCUUCGUCGGCUACAUCGACCUCGAGCGCCGCCUCUUCGAGUUCCAGCGCUGCCGCACGCUCUACGAGAAACACCUCGAGUUCAACGCGGCCAACUGCCAGACAUGGAUCCGCUUCGCAGAGCUCGAGCGCGCCCUGUCACAAGAAGAGCGCGCGCGGGGCAUCUUUGAGCUCGCCGUCUCCCAGCCCGUGCUCGACAUGCCCGAGCUGCUCUGGAAGGCGUUUAUCGACUUUGAAGAAGAAGAGGAAGAGUACGAGCGCGCGCGCGCCCUCUACGAGCGACUCCUCCAAAAGACAGGCCAUGUCAAGGUCUGGAUCAGCUAUGCGCAGUUUGAAAUCAAUAUCCCCGAGUACGACGCCGACGGCAACAUGGACGACGAGGCGCCCGUCAGCGAGGAAGCCAAGGCCCGUGCUCGCGCUGUCUUUACGCGCGCCAACAAGGCCAUGGCGGCCGACGGGCUCAAGGAUGAGCGUGUUGCGCUGCUUAAUGCCUGGCUGGCGUUUGAGCGCACGCACGGCUCGCCAGAGGACAUUGAGGCCGUCGAGAAGCAGAUGCCGCGCAGAAUCAAGGCCCGCCGUCGCGGCGAGGGCGACGAGAUGGAGGAGUACUACGACUAUGUCUUCCCCGCGGAGGAGAAGAGCGUCAAGGGCCUCGGCAAUCUGCUAGCCAUGGCGCAGAGCUGGAAGGAAACCAGCGGCGGUCUGUCAUGA